GAGCCCCAAAAUGACUACAAUUCUCGUCCACCGAAGCCGUCGUUUGAACGGCCGAGACGUCUGUCGCCAAUAGAGCGGCGCUUAAGACCCGAACCGGAAGUGGCGGCUGACGUGCCCACAGAGGCCGAAGAGGACGUGUCCAGAGAUAUCGCGAUCUUAAGGCAAACUGUGGAAGAAUUGUCGCAAUCAAACCUUCACUGUCAAUACUGUGACCAUUUUCUGAGUUCAGUGAACGACAUCAACGCUCACAUGGGAUCACUCAUUCAUCAGCAAAAUAUGGCCAAAAAGGAAAUGCAAGACAACGCGAAGGUCGACAGCGAUGGGAGGUUUGGGGCCAACGAUAGAGCGGACACGAGUCGAACGGUUGUGGAUCGGGUGCCGACAGGAAUGGCCGCUUUGGUCCAAAUGAUUGACUCCCGGAAACAGAUUACACUUAAAUCGUUGACUGAUAUGGACACUUACCAGAUCUGUUCUGAAAGUGAGGCCCUAUUGGCUAAAGAAUUGGCCAAAUUAUUGACCCAAGAGUUGCUUAACUAUAAGAUGAGUUCAAUGCCCGAUACGGUUAAAGAGGCUCUCAAAAACCAAGGCAUCGGUCUAUUGAAUACUAUGACAAAGUCUUGA
This is a messenger RNA of Medioppia subpectinata, 621 nucleotides long. Lineage: Eukaryota; Metazoa; Arthropoda; Arachnida; Sarcoptiformes; Oppiidae. The record is from the annotation of a GenBank genome assembly.